Messenger RNA from Nothoprocta perdicaria, 966 nucleotides. It is a transcript of the gene GPR18, whose product is annotated as G protein-coupled receptor 18. Lineage: Eukaryota; Metazoa; Chordata; Aves; Tinamiformes; Tinamidae. The transcript has a single exon. Gene Ontology annotation, cellular component: membrane. Gene Ontology annotation, biological process: phospholipase C-activating G protein-coupled receptor signaling pathway; positive regulation of Rho protein signal transduction. Gene Ontology annotation, molecular function: G protein-coupled receptor activity. The coding region runs from base 1 to 966 and encodes 321 amino acids. The record is from RefSeq and is a predicted model, not a curated record.
AUGACCCUGGCAAAUCAGCACCCUGAAGAGUUCAGGAUCGCCUCACUGGUCUUCUACAGCUUCCUGUUUGCAGUGGGACUGCUCGUGAACGCCACCGCGCUCUGGGUUUUCAGCUGCACUACCAAGAAGAGAACAACCAUAACCGUGUAUAUGAUGAACGUGGCGUUACUUGACUUGGUUUUUGUCUUUUCCUUGCCUUUUCGGAURAUCUACCACGGGAAAGAGAGAUGGCCUUUUGGGGAUGCCUUCUGCCGGAUUAUCAGCGCCUUCACUGUUUUCUACCCAGCCAUCGCGCUGUGGUUGCUUACUUUUAUAAGCGUAGACAGAUUUAUGGCUAUUGUCCAGCCCAAACAUGUUAAAGAACUAAAAAAUACAAAGAAAGCUCUGUUGGCUUGCACUUUAAUCUGGGUAACGACCCUGGCAACAACUUCCCCACUGCUGUUUUUAUCUUCAGAUCCAGACAGAGACUCAAAUUUUACCACUUGCAUUAAGAUGCUUGAUAUCAUCCACUUGAAGGAAGUGAACACAUUGAAUUUUUCUCGCCUGAUUUUCUUCUUCUUAAUACCUCUCUUCAUCAUGAUAGGGUGUUACUUGGUUAUUAUUUACAAUUUUAUCCAUGGCAAAACUUCCAAGCUGAAGCCUAAGGCCAAGGAGAGAUCCAUCAGAAUCAUAGUGACUUUAAUUGCCCAGGUACUCAUCUGCUUUGUACCCUUCCACAUUUGCUUCUCCUUCCUGAUGCUGCAGGUUGAAGAUAUGACUUACAGCCCCUGGGCAGCCUUCACCACCUUUCUCAUGAAUCUCAGCACAUGCUUAGAUGUUAUUCUGUACUAUAUUGUCUCCAAGCAAUUUCAGGCUAGAGUCAUCAGCGUGAUCCUGUAUCGAAAUUACCUUCGAAGUGUGCGCAGGAAGAGUUUUCGAACUGCAAGUGUAAGAUCACUCAGUAAUUUGAACAGCGAAAUGAUAUAA